GGGUCCAGCCCCACCCCCCCAAACCCCUUCCUCAAAGUUUCAAAGCAAAUGAUCUUGGAUUUCUCCCAGUCGUUCGUUUCCUAUUAACGGCGGCGGACGACUAAAAAGAAGUGAGGGAGAGCAAGAACACCGAAGCCGGCAAUGGUGGCCGGACGCGUGAAGGCAGCGAUGGGGCUCCAGAAGAGCCCUGCGACACCGAAGCCCGAGACCCCGAGGCGCUCUUCCAGCUCCCCCGCGCCAUCGACGAACUCGAAGUCGACAGUCUUCUCCCGGUCGUUUGGGGUUUAUUUCCCUCGCUCCUCCGCCCAGGUCCAGCCGCGGCCGCCGCACGUGGCGGAGCUCCUCCGCCUCGUAGAGGAGCUCCAGGAGAGGGAGUCCCGCCUCCUAACCGAGCUCCUUGAACAAAAACUACUCAAAGAGACCGUCGCCGUCGUCCCCUUCCUCGAGAGCGAGAUCACCUCCAAGAACAACGAGCUCGGCCUCUGUAGGAAAACCAUCGAGAGAUUGGAGGCGGAGAACAGGGGGCUUAGGAUCGAGCUCGAGGUCUCGCAGUCCAAGAUCCGCGCGGAGGAAGAGGAGCGGCGGCGGAAGGAAAAGAGGGUUCAAGAAAUGGCAGCCGAGAUCGAGAACUUGAGGAGGGCGAUCGCGGAAGACGGGAGGAGGCUUGGCCGCGGAACAGAGGAGAUGGACGAGUGCUCGUCUUCUCUCUCCCAGAGGUUUCGGGGGCUGGUCGACGCCUCGUCGAGAUCGAGUCUCGUCAAAAAUGUUAGAAAACGCCCCAAAUCCGCCGACAUUGCUCCGAAUCCGGAGGUCAAGAAGCCAGGUUUCACUAAUGGGGAAAGUGAAAGGGCGCAACAAUCUCGCUGCCAUAAAGAAGUGAUUUCAAAACCUCAAACACCUAAAAUUCCGAAUCCUCCACCUUUGCCCUCUUUUUCUUCCAACUCUUCUUUCACUUAUACUACUUCUUCGUCUUCUUCCUCGGAGUCGACCGCCGGGUCUGGAAGUGGAGCUCUGAAUCUAACGGGACUGCCGCCAAUCCCGCCUCCGGUACCAGCGGGAGGUGUCGGUCCAGGCGGCGGAGCCCGGCCUGGUCCGCCUCCUCCACCACCGCCCCCGCCGCCGGCGAAAGGGGCGAGAUCGGCCAUGGCGGCGGCGUGCGUGAGGCGCGUGCCGGAGGUGGUGGAGUUCUACCAUUCGCUGAUGCGGAGGGACUCAAAGAGGGAUUCCGGCGUCGGCGGCGUCGGCGGUGGAGUACCGGAAACACCUAGCUCUGCGAACGCGCGGGACAUGAUCGGCGAAAUCGAGAACCGGUCCGCUCACCUCCUCGCGAUAAAGAUGGACGUAGAAACACAUGGCGAUUUCAUCCGGUACCUCAUUAAGCAAGUGGAGAACGCCGCUUUCACCAACAUUGAAGACGUGGUGGCCUUCGUCAAAUGGCUUGACGACGAGCUCUCCUGCCUGGUGGACGAGAGGGCGGUGCUAAAGCAUUUCGACUGGCCGGAGCACAAAGCUGAUGCUCUGCGAGAAGCCGCGUUCGGGUUCUGUGAUCUCAGAAAACUAGAAUCACAGGCAUUGACCUUCCGCGACGACACUCGCCAGCCAUGUGCUCCUGCUCUCAAAAAGAUGCAGGCCCUGUUUGAGAAACUGGAGCAUGGGAUGUAUACUUUGGCACGUAUGCGAGAGGGUGCAAUGAAGCGAUACAGAGGCUUUCAGAUCCCUUGGGAAUGGAUGCUGGAUAAUGGAAUUGUUAAUCAGAUGAAACUAUCAUCGGUAAAGCUAGCAAUGAAAUACAUGAAAAGAGUCUCUUCUGAGCUUGAGGCCAUAGGUGGUAGCUUUGAAGAAGAAGAGCUUAUACUUCAGGGUGUUAGAUUUGCCUUUAGAGUGCACCAGUUUGCAGGAGGUUUUGACAUUGAAACAAUGCGAGCAUUUCAGGAGCUCAAGGACAAAGCUUGUUCGUUCCAUAUCCAAAGCCACAACCAGAACCAGCAGCAACAGCAAAAGCUCUUUUGCAAGACUACGUCAUGUUAGAUUAACAAGUAAUCAUCUUGUAAAACAUUUUCCUUGACAUUGUGAAGUCUCGAUUAUUUUUUUCUUCAAAUGGACGUUUGCUCUCGAUGGAGAACGGUUA
Molecule: messenger RNA, 2128 nt
Organism: Phoenix dactylifera (date palm)
Lineage: Eukaryota; Viridiplantae; Streptophyta; Magnoliopsida; Arecales; Arecaceae
Product: protein INCREASED PETAL GROWTH ANISOTROPY 1
Biological process (GO): protein localization to cortical microtubule cytoskeleton
Cellular component (GO): cortical microtubule
Source: RefSeq, a predicted model, not a curated record